Messenger RNA from Penicillium taxi, 1161 nucleotides. RefSeq lists its product as uncharacterized. NCBI's taxonomy places the organism in Eukaryota, Fungi, Ascomycota, Eurotiomycetes, Eurotiales, Aspergillaceae. Bases 1 to 1161 code for a protein of 386 amino acids. The transcript is spliced from 2 exons. The record is from RefSeq and is a predicted model, not a curated record.
AUGUCCACACCACAGAUUCCAGUCUUCUCUUCUCGCUCUAGGUCACUUUCAGUUAACCGAUCUCAUCCUCCAGAUCCAGACCUGCAUGAAAUAUACAACACAGAAGAUCAUCUCGAUAUAAUUACGUGGCUGCAGAAUACUAGUUCUGCGACAAGCGACGAAGUAUCUCUCCCAUCCUCUGGACUUGAACUUCAUUCAGACGCAAUCAUGGAGCCACAAUCUCCAUCCGUCUCCGUCUCCAGAUGUACUGGAACGGCCCGAUCAGCCAAAACAGUCAAAACAGUCAACAACCUUGAGCUUCGACAGGCUAUUUACUCCAAUCAUCUAUUUACUGACAACUUCGGGGCGUACAUCCUUGCAGAUGUUACGGCGGCUAUUGAAAGUGCAGGUAUUCUGCACCCCUAUUCAUCCCCCCUAACCGGAAUGGAACAAGCGUCAAUCCAAGUAACGCUCUCACGCGAAUGGGACUCAAAGGAAACAUCAGCCCUAUCAACUCUUCUUUCCACCCCUCUCUUCGGCCUUAUUCCGAUGAAUGAUCCUAUGCUACAGCAAAGCCAGGACACAAUGUGGACUACGGGGCCGCUGCCCCAGGUAUUAGGAGCUUCUCCCCUCGUCGCGCCGAAGACCGAUUAUCAUCUCGGUUUCGCAACACCCAUGAAUUGCCGGGGUCCAGGCGCAGCGGCGUACUUUUCUCCUACACAAGUCAACACGUUCCCCUUCAUGUUGAUUGAAGGGAAGUCUGAAGUCUGCAACGGGUCUUCAUAUAAGGCCGAGAGUCAGCUUGUUGUCAGCGGUGCUCAUCGAUCAAACUCGAUGAAAUUUCUGUUGCACAAUGCAUUCCCGGAGGCGACAAUAUCAGCAACAGAAACGAUGGUGUUCUCGCUGGCUAUCAGUCAACGACAGGCAAUUGCCUACGUCAACUUCCUGAACCUUGUUGACAAUCUCUUCUAUAUGUCGUUUUUGGACAACUUUUAUCUUCCCAAAGCAAGGGAUCGUCAGAAAUGCCAUGACUUCGUCACAAAUAUUGUUUCAUGGGCUAAGAUGAAAUUCUUGUCGCAGAUAAAGCGGAGUCUUGCUAAAAUUGCACAAAAUUCAUCACACUCAGCCACUUUAGUGGCGGCUGAAGAUGAAAAUCCCUCAAAAAAACGACGCAUGGCAUAA